AGGCCCUGCCCGCAGCGCGCAUGCGGGCGCCAUGCGCAGGCCCGGCAGCGGCUCCCUCCGUCCCUCCCUGCCGCCGGCCCCGCCGCUCCCUGUGCCACGUACGGCGGCGGCGUGGCCCCGGCCGGGCCCUGGCAGCCUCGGGGGGCUCCUCCGGCGGGCUUCCUGUUUUCUGCCACUGAUAGUGCAUGGCGGCUUAUCCUAACUCUGUCCUGAAGUGAGGUGGGAAAUUUGACCAAUAAUCCAGCAUCAGUAAGACAGACAAGGUCUGUAGGUGAUAAGGGAGCCACCAUGAAUGGGCAGCUGGACUUAAGUGGGAAGCUGAUCAUCAAAGCUCAGCUGGGUGAAGAUAUUAGGAGAAUUCCUAUCCACAAUGAGGAUAUCACCUAUGAUGAGUUAGUGCUAAUGAUGCAAAGAGUUUUUAGAGGAAAACUUCUCAGCAAUGAUGAAGUCACAAUAAAGUAUAAAGAUGAAGAUGGAGAUCUUAUAACAAUUUUUGAUAGCUCAGAUCUUUCCUUUGCAAUUCAGUGCAGUAGGAUACUUAAGCUGACAUUGUUUGUUAAUGGACAACCAAGACCCCUAGAAUCUAAUCAGGUGAAAUACCUGCGUCGAGAGCUGAUAGAACUUCGCAAUAAAGUCAAUCGCUUGCUGGACUGUCUAGAACCACCAGCUGAACCUGGGGUUUCCACUAAUCUGCCUGAAAGUGAUGCUGUAGAUGGGAGGGAAGAAAAACCUGCUGCUGCUGAUGCUAAUGUUAAGCCAUCUACUCAAGUUAUAGCAGCAAGCAUGUCUGCAUUUGAUCCGCUAAAAAACCAGGAUGAAAUCAGCAAGAAUGUCAUGUCAGCAUUUGGCUUGACAGAUGAUCAGGUGUCAGGACCACCCAGUGCCCCUGCAGAAGAGCGAUCGGGAACACCGGAUAGCAUCGCUUCCUCCUCUUCUGCUGCCCAUCCCCCUGGUGUUCAGCCACAGCAGCCAGCGUACCCUGGAACACAGCCACAGACAGGUCAGGUGGAAGGCCAGAUGUACCAACAGUACCAACAGCCCAGUUAUCCUGCCCAGCAGCCGCAGGCUCAGCCUCAGCAGCAGUAUGGUAUGCAGUACCCAGCCGGCUACAGUCAGCAGCAAACCCCUUCGCAGCCAGCGCAGCAGUUCCCCGGGGCCUACAGCCAGCAGGCGACCCAGGCCCCAGCCACCGCCUUCGCCGGGCAGCCGCCACAGCUGCCGGGGCAGCAGCCACAGCAGUACCCAGGGGGCAGCUUCCCCCCGCAGCCCUACACCACGCAGGCCUCCCAGCCGGCCCCAUACAGUGGCCCCCCAGGCUCCCAGGCGGCGCCCGGCACCUACCAGCGUCCUGGCUUCACCCCGCCGCCUGGCAGCACCAUGACCCCCCCGCCCAGCGGGCCCACCAACCCCUAUGCCCGCACCCGGCCCCCCUUCGGCCCCCAGGGCUAUGCCCAGCCCGGGCCUGGCUACCGGUAAGGGGCUGCCACGGGGCGCAGGCGACUCGCACCCACCUGCCAUUCCCACAGACUCCAGUGGUCUCAACAGAGGUUCCCCAAACUGUAACGGGGCGAAACGCUCUUCGUAACUGUCGGUUAGAGUCUGCUGGGGCGGGGGAAUGACCACACAAAUCGUUCCUGCUUUAAAUUGUAUCUGCUUCCUAGUUUAAGUUGGGGCCGGGUUGGUUUUGGGAAACAAUGCCUAACUGUCUGUAAAGUGAUUGACAUCCUAGCUUGCCUUGUUUGAAAGAUAUUAAAUUGCUAGUUGGAAGUUUAGCCCACUUAUCAGGCUUGUUCUUACUAAUGACAUGAUGUACUAAAUUAGAUUCAUUCCAGAGGUAAAACUAGAUAUGAUGUAUUAUAAAUUGUAAUGCUCACAUGGAAAGCUAAUAAAACCCCCCCUGAAUCUA
Molecule: messenger RNA, 1906 nt
Organism: Cygnus olor (mute swan)
Lineage: Eukaryota; Metazoa; Chordata; Aves; Anseriformes; Anatidae
Gene: TFG
Product: trafficking from ER to golgi regulator
Exons: 9
Coding region: 289-1476 (395 amino acids)
Biological process (GO): COPII vesicle coat assembly; endoplasmic reticulum to Golgi vesicle-mediated transport
Cellular component (GO): endoplasmic reticulum exit site
Molecular function (GO): identical protein binding
Source: RefSeq, a predicted model, not a curated record